GAAGUCAGUAAACCACAGCCUUCAGCAUGCUCUGCUCAGGCAGCAGCAGUGGCUUUUUGGAGGUGUCUCGGCCAUGACACGCAUUUGAUAUGCCCAACCUCAACCUACACAUAGACUGUUUCUCUUGCUCUGCAGCAUGGACCAAAGAGAAAUUCUGCAGAAGUUCCUGGAUGAGGCCCAAAACAAGAAAAUUAACAAAGAGGACUUUGCAAAUGAAUUUAUGAAGCUGAAAAGGCAAUCUACCAAAUACAAGGCAGACAAAACCUAUCCUACAACUGUGGCGGAGAAGCCUGAGAACAUCAAGAAAAACAGAUAUAAGGAUAUUUUGCCCUAUGAUUAUAGCCGGGUAGAACUAUCCCUGAUAACUUCUGAUGAGGAUUCCAGCUACAUCAAUGCCAACUUCAUUAAGGGAGUUUAUGGACCCAAGGCUUAUAUUGCCACCCAAGGUCCUUUAUCUACAACUCUCCUGGACUUCUGGAGGAUGAUUUGGGAAUACAGUGUCCUGAUCAUUGUUAUGGCAUGCAUGGAGUAUGAAAUGGGAAAGAAAAAGUGUGAGCGCUACUGGGCUGAGCCAGGAGAGAUGCAGCUGCAAUUUGGCCCUUUCUCCAUAUCCUGUGAAACUGAAAAAAGGAAAUCUGAUUAUAUCAUCAGGAAUCUAAAAGUUAAGUUCAAUAAUGAAACUCGAACUAUCUACCAGUUUCAUUACAAGAAUUGGCCAGACCAUGAUGUCCCUUCAUCUAUAGACCCUAUUCUUGAGCUCAUCUGGGAUAUACGUUGUUACCAAGAGGAUGACAGUGUUCCCAUAUGUAUUCACUGCAGUGCUGGCUGUGGAAGGACUGGUGUUAUUUGUGCUAUUGAUUACACAUGGAUGUUGCUAAAAGAUGGGAGUCAAGCAAAGUAUUCUAUUCCUGAGCAAAAUCACACUCUCCAAGCAGACUCUUACUCUCCUAAUUUACCAAAAAGUGCCAUAAAGGCAGCAAAAAUGAUGGACCAACAGAGCAAACAAAGGACAAAAAAGGAAAGCACAGAAUCUUCUUCCUUUGACUCUAGGACUUCUGAAAAAAGUGCAGAGGAAGAGCUAGUUUUGCAUCCUACUAAAUUAAGCACUUCUUUUGACUUUCUGGAGCUAAAUUACGGUUUCAACAAAAAUGCUGACACAACCAUGAAAUGGCAGACAAAUGCAUUUCCAACAGUUGGGGAACCUCUUCAGAAGCAUCAAAGUUUAGAUUUGGGCUCUAUUUUGUUUGAAGCAUGUUCUAAUUCUAAACCUGUAAAUGCAGCAGGAAGAUAUUUUAAUUCAAAGGUGCCAAUAACACGGACCAAAUCAACUCCUUUUGAAUUGAUACAGCAGACAGAAACCAAGGAGUUGGAUGGCAAGGAAAACUUUUCUUAUUUGGAAUCUCAACCACAGGAUUCUUGUUUUGUAAAGAUGCAGGCUCAAAAAGUAAUGCACGUUUCUUCAGCAGAACUGAAUUAUUCACUGCCGUAUGAAUCUAAGCACCAAAUAUGUAACGUCUCUAAUGUAAAGCACUGUGACUCCGGUGCUCUUGGUGUAUAUUCUUACAUAUCUUUAGCGGAAGAUCCUUAUUUUUCAACAUUGCCUCCAAGUGGUACCGGUUCUAAGAUGUCUCUUGAUUUACCUGAGAAGCAAGAUGGAACUGUUUUGCCCUGUUCUUUGUUGCCAACAUCCUCUACAUCCCUCUUUUCUUGUUGCAAUUCACAUGAUUCUUUAUCACUGAAUUCUCCAACCAGUAUUCCCCCACUACUGAACCAAGAGUCAGCUGUAGUAGCAACUGCUCCAAGGAUAGAUGAUGAAAUCCCCCCUCCACUUCCUGUACGGACACCUGAAUCAUUUAUUGUGGUUGAGGAAGCUGAAGAAUUCUCACCAAAUGUUCCCAAAUCCUUAUCCGCGGCUGUGAAGGUAAAAAUUGGAACAUCACUGGAAUGGGGUGGAACAUCUGGACCAAAGAAAUUUGAUGACUCUGUGAUACUUAGACAAAGCAAGAGUGUAAAAUUUCGAAGUCCUAAAUCAGAACUACAUCAAGAUCGUUCUUCUCCCCCACCUCCUCUCCCAGAAAGAACUCUAGAGUCCUUCAUUCUUGCCGAUGAAGAUUGUAUGCAGGCCCAAUCUAUAGAAACAUAUUCUACUAGCUGUCCUGACACCAUGGAAAAUUCAACAUCUUCAAAACAGACACUGAAGACUCCUGGAAAAACUUUCACAAGGAGUAAGAGUUUGAAAAUUUUGCGAAACAUGAAAAAGAGUAUCUGUAAUUCUUGCCCACCAAACAAGCCUGCAGAAUCUGUUCAGUCAAGUAACUCCAGCUCAUUUCUCAAUUUUGGUUUUGCAAACCGUUUUUCAAAACCCAAAGGACCAAGGAAUCCACCACCAACUUGGAAUAUUUAAUACAACUCCAGAUUUAUAAGAAUAUGGGCUGCAAAUACACGUGCGAAUAAAACUACUAGAAUACUGCCAGUUGAAAUAAAUGCUCUAUAUGCAUAAUACCAAAUAUAAAGAGAUGCUAAUGUGUUAAUAACUUUUAAAAGAAAAGCAAAAUGCAAAUAAGUGCCAGUUUUGCAUUUUCAUAUUACUUACAUUGAGUUGAAAACUGCAAAUGUUUGUCACUUGAGCUUAUGUAGAGAAUGCUGUAUGAGAAACACUUUUAGAAUGGAUUUAUUUUUCAUUUUUGCAAGUUAUUUUUAUCUUACUUUUUUACAUAAACAGAAACUUCAAAAGGUUUGUAAGAUUUGGAUCUCAACUAAUUUCUCCAUUGCCAGAAUUUACUAUAAAAAGUUAUAAAAAAGACUUACCUUGUGGGUUGUAAUACAAACUGCUCUUGACAAUGACUAUUCCCUGGGAGUUAUUUUUGCCUAAAUGUAGUAUACCUUAUAAAUCUUCCCAGAUGUUGUGGAAAACUGGAAUAUUAAGAAAAUGAGAAAUUAUGAGAAUAAAAUGUGCAAAUAAUGACAAUUGUUUGAAUAUAACAACAAGGCAUUCAACUACAUUCCUGCUAAGUUUUAACCAAAGUCAUUAAAUUGCCAAUUCUAGAAAAGUAAUCAAUGAAAUAUAAUAGCUAUCUUUUGGUAGCAAGACAUAAAUUGCACAUGUUUAUACAGGAUCUUUAGAUCAUGUGCAAUUUAUAUCCAGCCAAUCAAAAAUACUAGUUUAAAGUAAAUUUCUAUAUGAAUAUGGAUCUCCCAUAAGAAAAUCUAUUUCAACUCUAAUUUUAUAUAGCAAAUAAAUUGGCAGGUAAUUGUUUUUUUAAAAAGAAUCUACCUGACUUUCCCUAAUGCAUUAAAAAUCUUAUUUAAAGAACUUUAUUUAUAACUUUUAGAAACAUGUGAUAUUGCUUAAACAUCAUUUGUUUGUAUUUUUCAUUCGGAAGCCCAAUAGGGCAAAUUGAAUGAGAUAUUAUUAUGUCUGUUGUAGUACAAUGUAUCCAAUAGAUGCUCAAUAAACUUUUUUGUUUUUAAACUGA
Molecule: messenger RNA, 3476 nt
Organism: Cebus imitator (Panamanian white-faced capuchin)
Lineage: Eukaryota; Metazoa; Chordata; Mammalia; Primates; Cebidae
Gene: PTPN22
Product: protein tyrosine phosphatase non-receptor type 22
Exons: 19
Coding region: 137-2404 (755 amino acids)
Biological process (GO): T cell differentiation; positive regulation of ERK1 and ERK2 cascade; positive regulation of protein K63-linked ubiquitination
Cellular component (GO): nucleus; cytoplasm
Molecular function (GO): non-membrane spanning protein tyrosine phosphatase activity
Source: RefSeq, a predicted model, not a curated record